Messenger RNA from Wickerhamiella sorbophila, 465 nucleotides. RefSeq lists its product as hypothetical. The transcript has a single exon. Lineage: Eukaryota; Fungi; Ascomycota; Dipodascomycetes; Dipodascales; Trichomonascaceae. The record is from RefSeq and is a predicted model, not a curated record. The coding region runs from base 1 to 465 and encodes 154 amino acids.
AUGAGCGCAGCAGACUACUACGUAAGUCCCCCAACCGGAAAAACAUUGUUAAUUGAUCCCAUGGACUCGAAAGCAGUUACUAACUACCAGAACAACUCGGGCAAGCAGCAACAAGGAGGUAGCUAUGCCCCUCCUCCUCAUGCUCCACCAAACUACGGCGGAGGCAGCAGCGGCCAGGGCGGAGGCUACAAUAUGAACCAGGGCGAUGGUCCGCGCGGUUACGGCGGAGGCUCCAAUCAGGGCGGUUACGGCGGUGGUUAUAACCAAGGUGGAUACGGCGGUGGCUACAACCAGGGCCCCCCUCAAGGAAACUAUGGCUAUCAACAAGGAUACCCGCAACAAGGCUACCCACAACAGCCUGUGUACGUCCAGCAAGCCAGGCCGCAGGGAGGUGGAGAGGAAGCAAUGUACUGCGCCUGCUGCACGGCCCUGCUUGCUGGUCUGUGCAUUGGUGAACUGAUUUAA